UACAAGUUACGUCUAUGGUCUGGUUCUGCCAUUUAGGGGGGCUUUAUUCACCUUAUUUAUGAUGAUUAUAUUUAGAACGCUGUUGAUAGAAAUGGGAUUUAUUUGAAAAUAAAGACUCAACGAUUCUAUAUUAUUUUGAAAUAAAAACUGUUAAAUCUGAUCACAACUUUAGUGAAAAGAGAAGGAAGCAGUCUAUGUAAUAAUAAUAAUAAUAAUAUUGAUGUUUGAUUAAUGUUUUUUUUUUUUUUUUUUACUUUAAAACGUCUUAAUUUUGCCGUCCCGGGCUUCCAUACCUCCACACUCACAAUCCUUCCUAAUCGCUGCUAAUGCAGCCUUCAGUGCGCAUGCGCGAACAGUUUCUCAGCAGGUAAACUCCACCAUGGCGGCGAGAGGCCAUGUGCAGGACCCCAACGACAGGAGGCUCAGACCCAUAUACGAUUAUCUGGAUAAUGGCAACAAUAAAAUGGCCAUCCAGCAGGCAGACAAGCUGCUGAAGAAACACAAGGACCUGCACUGUGCUAAGGUCCUAAAGGCCAUCGGCCUCCAGAGGACAGGGAAGCAGGACGAGGCCUUCGCCUUGGCUCAGGAGGUCACCACCCUGGAACCCACAGACGACAACUCCCUCCAAGCCCUGACCAUCCUGUACAGAGAGAUGCAUCGGCCUGAGCUGGUCACUAAGCUGUACGAGGCGGCCGUGAAGAAGGUUCCUCUCAGCGAAGAGUAUCACUCUCACCUGUUCAUGGCCUACGCCCGCGUGGGAGAGUACAAGAAGAUGCAGCAGGCAGGGAUGGCCUUGUACAAGAUCGUCCCCAAGAAUCCGUACUACUUCUGGUCCGUCAUGAGUCUGGUCAUGCAGGCGAUCUCGGCCCAAGACGAUAAACUGGCCCAGACCAUGUUCCUGCCGCUGGCCGAGCGCAUGGUGGAGAAGAUGGUCAAGGAGGACAAGAUCGAGGCUGAAGCAGAGGUGCAGCUCUACUUCAUGAUCCUGGAGCGUUUGGGGAAAUGUGUGGAGGCUCUGGAGGUGAUCCGGGGGCCGCUGGGAGAGAAGCUGACCAGCGAGCUGCAGAGCCGCGAGAGGAAGUGCAUGAUGCUGUACCGCCGGCUGGAGCGCUGGCCCGAGUGCAACGCGCUCGCACACAAGCUGCUGCUCAAAAACCCUGAUGAUUGGCAGUUCUACCCCGCCUACUUCGACUCGCUCUUCCAGCUGGUGGAUCAGGCGUGGACUCCUCCAGACGAUGGCGAGCACUGUCCGGAGGGCCCGGUCCAUCACUGCGUGGCCGACGUGGUGAGGUUUGUGGAGGAGAGGAUCCGUGGCGAGGAGGGGAAGGAGUCGCGCUCCCUCAGAGGUCCGUUUCUGGCUCGGCUGGAGCUGAUGCAGCGGCUCCGAGAGCGAGGCUGUCCGGAGGAGAGCAUGCUGGGCGAGCCUCUGGACCUGAUGGUGCAGUUCUUCCAGAAGUUCGGGGACAAACCGUGCUGCAUCACCGACCUGAAGAUCUACCUGCACCUGCUGUCGCCCGACCAGCACGUUCAGUUCAUCAACCGUCUGAGUGACGGCGUCCCGCUGGGGGAGCGGGACGGCGAGGCGCCGGCCUUCCCAGAGGACAUCAAAGCUCUGCAGAGACACCUGUGCGUCUGCCAGCUGAGCCGGGCGCUGGGCCUGCACCACGCCCUCGACCUGGACGGGAAGCUGCGACUGAUCGGCGAGCUGAAGGCGCACUACCGCCACGGCCUCAAGUUUGGGAAGAACGCGCUGAAGACGGAGCUGCAGUUCUCUGACAUGUACUGUCUGAUGGCGGCGCACGUUUACAUCGACCUUUGGGCGGAGACGGGCGACCAGAGCAUGGCGUGGCGCUGUCUGGGCCUCCUGCAGGAGGGGCUGUCCCACAGCUCCUCCAACGCGCAGUUCAAGCUCCUCCUCCUGCUCCUCUACUGCCGGCUGGGCGCCUUCGAGCCCGUGGUGGACCUGUACUCCAGCCUGGACGCCAAACACGUGCAGCACGACACCAUCGGGUUCCUGCUGACGCGGUACGCCGAGGCUCUGGGUCAGUUCGCCGCCGCCUCUCAGUCCUGUAACUUCUCGCUCAGGUUUUUCCACUCCAAUCAGAAAGAUACCUCAGAGUACAUCAUCCAGGCGUACAAGUACGGCGCGUUCGAGAAGAUCCCCGAGUUCAUCGCUCUCAGGAACAGGCUGAACCAGUCGCUGCACUUCGCUCAGGUCCGCACCGAGAGGAUGCUGCUGGACCUGCUGCUGGAGGCGGACAUCGUGUUGAGUCUGGAGGAGAGCGUGAAGGCCAUGUCGCUGUCGGCGGAGGAGGACGACGUCCCCUGGGACACCUUAAGGGACAACAGAGACCUCACCGUUUUCACAAACUGGGACCCCAAAGAAAGGCAGCUGAGCGACGACCAGCGGCGCCAGUCUCUGGAGGAGGAGUCGGUGUGGCUGCGGAUACGGUCGCUAACGCUGCGCCUGGUCGCCGCGCUGGCAGCUCUGGGUCACACGGCGUCCCAGCAGAACUCUGAAACCAGCAACGAGAACGGAAUCGGAGACAAGACGGCGGUCCUGUGCGGCCUGCUGGCGCAGCUCAACCAGACCCUGCAGACGGCUGCGCAGCUGGCAGAGAAACGCAUACAGCUCCCGUUCCUCGGCCCCCCCUCCACCCGGCUGGCCGCCGCCCUGUCCAGCGGCAGCUGUCAGUGUCAGGCCGCCGCCCUGCAGCUCUCCGUCCAUCUGCAGGAGCUGGAGACGGCGGGACUCGACGAGUCGAGCGAGCUCCAAACCCAAAUCUGUAACAGCUUUAAAUCGUUAGUCGUUCAGCUUCAGGAAAUACUGAAUAAAUGCAAAGGAGAUUUAUUGGAACUGAAAGGGAGCAAAUUAAAAAGCCAGCCCUCCUUUUUAGAAAACCUCAUCUUCUUCGUAGAGACAGUCAGCUUAGUGUUGUGGGUGAGCAGCUUCUGCGCCAAGAUCCUGCGGCCGCUCAAAAGCAGUUUACAGAAGAAGAAGAAGAAGAAAAAGGAGACGCAGACGGCGCUGCCCCCGGUGCUGUGCGGCUUCCAGGAGCUGACGGCGAGCGUGCAGGACCUGCUCGGCCAGACGCUGGAGCACAUCCGGGCCCAGGAGGUCGCCGUGACGACCGUCAAACUGGCCAGCUUGACCUUGGAAGGAAACUCGCAUGAGGAGGCGUCGUUCACUAAGGCUGCUAUGGAGAAGGUGCAGAGCAGUUACCUGCGCUCGCUGCAGGAGCUGGGAGAGCUGCUGAAGAAGAGAGCGGAAACUAUAAAGACCCUGAAGAUCUGAAGGCCAUCACGCCCCCCACCAACAUGACUGUACCCCCCAGCACCACCUGCUUCUGCCCCUCCUGUCGUCUGCGUCGGUGAACUCCGUCUGUGGAUCGUCUGCAGCUUUUACACAUUUAUGUUCCUACAGAGAAAUAUAUCUAGAUCAGAUUAGACGAAGGGAUCUUAGCUUGAAAUGAUGAUUGUACAUAAAGAUCACGAGGAGAGUUUAGCAGAACGAUCCACUUCCUGUUCUUUUCUGGAGUCGGCGCCGUCACUCUGAGGAGCUCCGCCUCCUCCGCCGGCUGCUUUCCUCUCCUUCCUGUUUCCUGAUGGAUCCGUGGAAUAAAAAUGGCAGAAAGUCUUCGGGCCGCCGCCGCUUCCCCAUCAGGAAGGUUUUUUCUUUUCUGUGAAUCUGGUGUCGCUUCCACUGUGGAUCCCGGCGUGUAGUUGCAGUAUUGUGAAGAGGAGAGCUGAAAUGAUGGAUGUUUUUUAAAGAUUCUCGCAGCUCUUUUGGUUUUUAUAGAAAUGCUUGUAAGGAACUCUAAGGUCAAAUCUGGGCAUCUUUUGACUGGACUGAUUAUUUAAGAAACCAUGUUUGACUAUCUUGAAUGUUCACCAAAACCUGGUGGAGACAAACGCGUCAUUAUGCAACCGAUGGACGGCCGUGAACAACGUUCACAUGCGGGAACGCAGAUGGGCUUCAAUCAUCCGCCUCAGCUCGGCUCUGCCCCUCCCACACCGCCAGACUGACUUUGGAUCCAGCACUGCACAAAAAAACUUUGACAGCUCCAACGUUUUAGAGCAGCUACAGUAGAAAAACAUCCAUCUGCAAACAUCAGACGUCUGCAGCUGCAACAUCCCGCCUGCAAACAUCAGACGUCUGCGGCUGCAACAUCCUGCCUGCAAACAUCAGACGUCUGCAGCUGCAACAUCCUGCCUGCAAACAUCAGACAUCUGCGGCUGCAACAUCCUGCCUGCAAACAUCAGACGUCUGCGGCUGCAACAUCCUGCCUGCAAACAUCAGACGUCUGCGGCUGCAACAUCCUGCCUGCAAACAUCAGACGUCUGCGGCUGCAACAUCCUGCCUGCAAACAUCAGACGUCUGCGGCUGCAACAUCCUGCCUGCAAACAUCAGACGUCUGCGGCUGCAACAUCCUGCCUGCAAACAUCAGACGUCUGCGGCUGCAACAUCCUGCCUGCAAACAUCAGACGUCUGCGGCUGCAACAUCCUGCCUGCAAACAUCAGACGUCUGCGGCUGCAACAUCCUGCCUGCAAACAUCAGACGUCUGCGGCUGCAACAUCCUGCCUGCAAACAUCAGACGUCUGCGGCUGCAACAUCCUGCCUGCAAACAUCAGACGUCUGCGGCUGCAACAUCCUGCCUGCAAACAUCAGACGUCUGCGGCUGCAACAUCCUGCCUGCAAACAUCAGACGUCUGCGGCUGCAACAUCCUGCCUGCAAACAUCAGACGUCUGCGGCUGCAACAUCCUGCCUGCAAACAUCAGACGUCUGCAGCUGCAACAUCCUGCCUGCAAACAUCAGACGUCUGCAGCUGCAACAUCCUGCCUGCAAACAUCAGACGUCUGCAGCUGCAACAUCCUGCCUGCAAACAUCAGACGUCUGCGGCUGCAACAUCCUGCCUGCAAACAUCAGACGUCUGCAGCUGCAACAUCCUGCCUGCAAACAUCAGACGUCUGCAGCUGCAACAUCCUGCCUGCAAACAUCAGACGUCUGCGGCUGCAACAUCCUGCCUGCAAACAUCAGACGUCUGCAGCUGCAACAUCCUGCCUGCAAACAUCAGACGUCUGCGGCUGCAACAUCCUGCCUGCAAACAUCAGACGUCUGCGGCUGCAACAUCCUGCCUGCAAACAUCAGACGUCUGCGGCUGCAACAUCCUGCCUGCAAACAUCAGACGUCUGCAGCUGCAACAUCCCGCCUGCAAACAUCAGACGUCGGCGGCUGCAACAUCCUGCCUCCAAACAUCAGACGUCUCCAAACAUCAGACGUCUGUGAACAUCAGACGUCUGCAGAUGCAGAACAGUUGACUACAGACAUUUGCAGCUGCAGCUUCCUACCAGCAGACAUCACAAACGUCUGCAGCAGCAACAUCCCAGCUGCAAACAGACUUCUGCCGCAUUCUGCCUAAAAGAACAUCAGACGUCUGCAGCUGCAGCAUCUCUCCUGCAAACAUCCGACGUCUGCAGCUACAUAAUACCAACUACAAACAUUGUAGACGUCUGCAGUUGCAGCUUCCUACCAGCAGACAUCGCAAACGUCUGCAGCAGCAAAAUCCCAGCUGCAAACAGACUUCUGCCGCAUUCUGCCUAAAAGAACACCAGACGUCUGCAGCUGCAGCAUAUUGUCUGCAGACAUCAGACGUCUGCAGUACCAGCAUCCAGCCUGCAAACAUCAGACACGUCUGCAUCUGCAGAAUCCCGACUGCACAGACGUCUGCAGCAGCACCAUCCCACUUUGCAAACGUCUACAGCCACAGCAACCCAUUUACAGACGUCUGCAACUGCUUUUUUUUUUAAUUUUUUUUUUUUAUUACCAUUUUAGGAAUUUGGCUUCUUGUGUGGAAAUCUAGUGAUCUAACCCCCCGCCCCGCCCCCGUUAGUGGUGUUCUCUGUCGCUCUCACGCCUGCUAUCAAAUGCCUUGUAUUGUUCCGGAAGCCCGUGGCUUUGCGUGGAUUCAGAUCUGUGAAGGGACUCCUGCGCCGCUGAGGUUCAGAACUCGAGCUGACAAUCUGGACCGUCAUGCCAUCGCCCUCUUUUGUUAGAAAAUGGAAAACAGAAACACUGGAAUGUCAAAGCUUUUUUAAAUAAAAAGGAUAAAUGGGA
Oryzias melastigma (Indian medaka) is the source of this 6117-nucleotide messenger RNA. It is a transcript of the gene naa25, whose product is annotated as N-alpha-acetyltransferase 25, NatB auxiliary subunit. Bases 380 to 3295 code for a protein of 971 amino acids. Gene Ontology annotation, biological process: N-terminal peptidyl-methionine acetylation. The transcript has 24 exons. Gene Ontology annotation, cellular component: NatB complex; cytoplasm. Gene Ontology annotation, molecular function: protein binding; protein-N-terminal amino-acid acetyltransferase activity. The record is from RefSeq and is a predicted model, not a curated record. NCBI's taxonomy places the organism in Eukaryota, Metazoa, Chordata, Actinopteri, Beloniformes, Adrianichthyidae.